Molecule: messenger RNA, 984 nt
Organism: Microthlaspi erraticum
Lineage: Eukaryota; Viridiplantae; Streptophyta; Magnoliopsida; Brassicales; Brassicaceae
Source: the annotation of a GenBank genome assembly
AUGUCGGCUGUGUUUGAUUCGGCUGUGAUUUUGUCUCUGUUUCACAUCUCCUUCCCGAUUCAAUCGUCUGCUUUGUGCUUUGGUCUGACGGCUCUUCUUAACGCUCUUCGCUUCUGCUCAAGGCGGAGGCUUGUUCUUGAGGUCCCAUCCAUUUCCAUGGGCUUAAGACCUAAAAGGACUUGUUCUGGUGUUGAAUGUGAAUCAGAUAUGAAGAAGCUGUUGAGAAAAGUCCGUAUUGUUGUCAAUGACCCUGAUGCUACUGAUGAUUCCUCUAGCGACGAGUGGUUUGAGUUACAUAAACCUCGAAAGGUAAAGCGUAUUGUCCGUGAGAUCACUCUCCCCUACUAUCAGCUCUCCGAGAGGUCUCAUGAUCGUUGCAAAACGUUUAGAAAGAAAGCUCAGAGUCAUAGGGAAUCUAACAAUCCUGUGGGAGUUAGGCUGAGGCAAUCAGGGAAAUGGGCUGCUGAGAUUACAAACCCAAUCACUAAGACUAAGCAAUGGUUGGGUACUUAUGAGACUGUUGAAGAAGCUGCAAAGGCUUAUGCUGACAAGAGACUUGAGUUUGAUGCAUUGGUCUCUUCACGUAAUGCUUCUGUUUCUUCAUCUGUUGUAUCUGAGGAGAAGAUGUCUCUGAGCAAAGAUGUUUCUGCUUCUGCUUCUGGUGAUGUAGCCAAGGGAGAGUUUGACAGUCUCGAGUUUUCUCGUCUGCAAAUCCCUGAUCUGAGCUUCUUAGCAGCAGAGGGAGAGGGAGAGUCUAUGGUUUCUGGUGGAAAUGGAAAUGGAGUGGAGCUGGACUUUGAUGGUUUCCUCAUGGAUGACUUCUCUUUGCUGGAUAAUGGUGAUAUCGACAUUUCCGGGUUUGAAAACAGCGUUCCGAGUGAGCUGCCUGAUUUCGAUUUCACAGAUGUGGAGCUCGAGCUUGGUGAUUUCAAGUUUGCCUUUGCUGAUCAACUUGCCCCUCCUCUCAAUAUCGCUUGCCCCUGA